AUGACCUCUCGUAUUUGUCCGAGGGCCAUCAUCACCAUUGUCCGAGUGUUAGAACAACUAUCGAAGAAGAGGACAAGCGCAAGCCUGAGCAAGGGGCCCGACUGUGCCAGGGUUUCUAGUAUCCACUCUAUUCUUCUCUACUCUUUCGAACAAGUGAUUACAGGUGUUUUAGGUCCCCCACGAUGAGCCACCCAGAGCACAAUCCUUCGAUCGAGGACUCUCCAUCAAGGGUCACGCCACACCAACCAGUGCACUCGAAGAAAGCGGCCUCUGUGGGCAACGCACCGUGCGUCGCGUCCGAUAAGGCCGCUGCGGCUGCCGCCGGCUUCAAGGGAGGGCGCCAUCGAUCGCUGAGAAACGUCGAGGGCGAGAGACGAGACCUAGCCGCUGAAAAGGACAUGACCAAACCACUGGUUUCCUGUCGAGAUGAUGUCGACGAUGGACUGAGGAGGCAAGAGGGCACCACGUCUCUGCUGCGAGUCGUGCAGCGCAGCCCCGCCAGGACAUGCCUCGUCUUCACAUCGGUCUUGAUUUUCGUGGUCGUCGCGCUCGUCACACUGUCUAUCGCACUGUUCAUCAGAAACGCUUCCAAGAGGAGCGAAGACAGUGGCCACCAGUUGGAGAUGCGGGAGACCUCCUCAACGCAAGCUGCUCUUUGCGGCAAAGAGGCUUGCCGUCGGAUGGGCUCACUGCUCAAGGACUCUCUCGACGUGAGGCGCGACCCUUGCGAAGAUUUCCACGAGUACGUGUGCGGUUCGUGGCCAACGAAGCACCCGGGUCGCAGCGUCGCGCAGGUCCUCGCCUCGGCUUUUCGGAACAACGUCACCAGGCGUGCCAAAGACGUGCGCAUUCCCUAUGCGUUGGAAACCACGAAGCAGACCGCCGUGCAGAAAGCGGCGAGGCAUCUUGUCGCGUGCGACGACAUCGUCGCGGAGGAGGACGACCAGUCGGCGUACGUCGGGGAGGUCCUGGCGGAAGGCGUCCUUGCAUGGCCGGACGGCGGCGUCGACGGGAACACUUCUUCUGACGUCCUGGAUAGCAUGAUCUACAUGUCCCAGGUGGUCAAGAUACCGGUGCUCUUAGAAGUAACCUUGAUGAGUGGAUCCAAGCAGCGGGUCGUCAUUAGAAGGCCGAAGAACGCGGCGUCAGUUCUGGCGGCAAGCAGUUGGCGCAUUAAUAACAUGACGUCCCGGAAAUAUGAGGAGUACUUCCGUGCUGUGUAUGGCGCCUUGUCACAGCGCAAAAAUACUUCGGACUUUCGAGAAAGAGCCAGUAAGAUGUCACGCUUGGAAACUGCGCUGAUGUCUUCUGUUAGUCCUUCGCUUUCUACCCACCAUUCUAAAGGUAAAGAUGGCGCAGUGUUCACCGACUUAAUGAGAAUUCAAAGCCUAUCGCCAUCUAUUUCGAAAAAGCGCUGGUUGAAAGCCUUUCGCAGUUCUUUGAAUAUCUCCGAUAAAAACAGCGUCCUCGUCGUCAUUCACGACCGUCGUUAUUUUCGCGCCGUGUUCGCCUUGCACAAGAAGCUCGGAGAGGAUGAUUUUGCGGAACUAUACGGCUGGCUGUGCGCCCAAGUGCUAGUACCAUUCACCAGCAGGCGCAUCAUAGCGAAAGCGGCAAUUCCCGAUUCACAAGACGCCGUUCUGGAAACUCACAGGGAGCGGUGCUUCGCCGACAGCGACCGCGUCUUUCACUACGCGCUCGAGUACCCGUACCUUAGCGACGUCGUUACCGCCGGAGUGAGGGAUGACGUCGGUAAGCUGAUGCAAAGGAUGGGCCGUUCCUUCGUCAACGUGCUUUCGCGUGCGAAAUCUGCUGCCCUUAGAGACAAGUGCACGAGUGAUGCCCUCGAGAAGUCGGCAUCAGCUUACACGGGCCUCUUCAGGCGAACUGUACCGGAGUAUUUCGAUGAUCUGUACGAGAGCUAUCCUGACAUGACGCUCAGCGCUGUAACGAACUGGAUAAGUACAGCGCCGUAUGUAUCCGCACUGAAUGGAAGCUACGUACAAGGCAACUUCGGAGACGCAGUGGGCGAGCGACAUGGCGGAGCCUGGAGGACGGACAUGGAGGCUAGUUACCUAGACGUGCCUUGGUACGCAGUAGAUGCGCCCAGCGCGAUAAAGAUCGCUGGGAUCGGGUCUAGAAUAGUCGUAAGACUGUUCUCAGAGCUAAUAUUACGCCAAAAGACUUGCGAAAAAGCGGUGUUCACCGAAAUUGAAGCUGCAUGGCGUUGUAUGGCAAGCGCAAUGAACGAACAGCUGCUGGACUAUGGGGCUAUCAAGAAAGAUGUUGUGUCAGUAAUGAUAACCCGUUCUAUUCUCUGGGAUGCUUUCAGAGGACGUACGGGGUAUAGAAUGAACGGCACGGUACUGGAGGAUUACCCUGAUUUACCCGAAUCGGCACUGUUCUUUGUCUUCGGCUGCUUGUGGUCGUGCGGAGAGGACAUUGAUGUGGCAAAGACCCUUUGCAACCUUCCUCUUAGGCACGACGUGAACUUUGCCGAGACAUUUUCUUGCGUUCCCGGGUCACCCAUGAGGCCUGAAGUUCAAUGUCCCCAUGCUUUCUCAGCCAGCCCGAUGGACUAAUUACAAUCACGUGUUACGUGCGAGCCAUAAAAU
Messenger RNA from Rhipicephalus sanguineus (brown dog tick), 2615 nucleotides. Its product is annotated as EEF1AKMT4-ECE2 readthrough transcript protein-like. Gene Ontology annotation, cellular component: plasma membrane. Bases 183 to 2582 code for a protein of 799 amino acids. The transcript has 3 exons. NCBI's taxonomy places the organism in Eukaryota, Metazoa, Arthropoda, Arachnida, Ixodida, Ixodidae. Gene Ontology annotation, molecular function: metalloendopeptidase activity. The record is from RefSeq and is a predicted model, not a curated record. Gene Ontology annotation, biological process: protein processing.